Messenger RNA from Sesamum indicum (sesame), 1648 nucleotides. Its product is annotated as putative serine/threonine-protein kinase PBL7. Gene Ontology annotation, cellular component: plasma membrane. Lineage: Eukaryota; Viridiplantae; Streptophyta; Magnoliopsida; Lamiales; Pedaliaceae. The record is from RefSeq and is a predicted model, not a curated record. Gene Ontology annotation, biological process: protein phosphorylation. Gene Ontology annotation, molecular function: protein kinase activity; ATP binding.
UGUACAAUACGCCAAGAACUUUCAGGCUACGCACGUGAUUCUGCACAGGCAACUUAAAAGAGAUUUGAAGUACUUCAUGCAGAACCUGUCUUGUGGAAUAUCUAGGAUCAAAUCUGACAACAGCAUGGAGAUUGUAAGAGCACCUAUGGCAGAUGAAGUUGGAACGGUGCAGCAGACCUUGCAAAACCUGGAAACGAGGGAAGAGAGCAGUGCAUUCAUCAACUCCACUUGUUCGUUGUGCGUCAACAGAAGGCCACGAAUUGGACUAAAGAAGAAAUUCACUUAUGCUGAGCUGCAACUUGCGACAAAUGGUUUCUGCCCACAAAGUUUAAUGUCUGAUCAUGGAAGGAAAAUAUAUCUAGGUUUAUUAAAUGAUCAGAGGAAAAUACUGAUCAGGGAGAGCCCUUCAGUAACAAUCAAAGAGGAGGAGUUCAAGAGAGAGGUUAAGAUCCUGGAAAGAGUCAGGCAUGAACAUGUGGCCUCGCUUUUGGGAUCAUGUUCAGAAGGACAACAUAGGUUUCUUGUGUACGAAUACAUCUGCAAUGGUUCUCUGAACAAACAUCUAUCAAACAAAAGCAGGAAACUGACAUGGGAAAGAAGAAUAAGUAUAGCAUAUGGAGCAGCUAAAGGUUUAGAAUAUUUGCACAGGGAAAGAAUUUAUGGAAGCAUGCGGCCAAGCAACAUUCUCAUCACCCAUGAUUAUCAGCCAUUGCUUUCUUACUACGGUCUUAAUAUAAAUCAAUAUGAGGCCCUGGGCCAGUCCUCAGCAACCACAGUGCUGAGGACUUUCGAAUACUUGGCACCGGAGUAUGAAGAAACUGGGAUAGACUUGAGCAAGGCCGAUGUCUACUCAUUUGGAGUUGUUCUUGUUGAGCUGAUAACUGGUCGAAAGACCAGACAAGAUACUGAUGGACAAAGCUUUUUGAGAUGGGCAAGACCACUCCUAAAGAAAAGAAAGUACAUGGAACUGAUAGACCCUGUAAUACAAGACAGCGUUGAUAUUUUCCAGCUAUACUGGUUAGUUCGUGUUGCAGAUAAAUGCCUAAGCUGGGAUCCUAGGAGUAGAUACUCAAUAAAGAAGGUGGUGACAGAUCUUUCAUGCAUUAUUACUCGUUCUGGUGUCGAAGAUUUCUCUCCUACUGAUUCUGAAUUGUGACUCCUACACAAGGUAACUAAGUAUUAGUCGGAAAUAAGCAGGCAGCAUAAGGAACUCGGAUUUUCAUUAGGCCAUUUUCAAUUCAAAGCUGCUGUUCUGACACUGUGAUCUUGCGGAUUUUUCUUUAUCUAUUUCUGUUGAGUAUGGGAAUGAUUCUUGAGCUGGCGGCGAACAUCUUGCGAUAAUGGAGAUGAAGCAUCAAGACUAAUGGCUUGUGGGAAAAGUAGUUGUUUUCUUGAUGAUGGAAACUCUUACAAAUCUUGGAUUUGCCAUUUUAUCUAUCUGAAGGCACUUGCUGCAAUAUAAAUACUGCUAAAAUAAGGAAUGCCCGUAGAGUUACCUUGGUCACACUCCCACACCCACACCCACCCCCCCUAUUUGGAUCCUCAAACUCCAUUCAUUCUUUAUUUUUUUUCUUACUUUUUCAUUUUUUUUUCAAGAAUGAGUUCAUUCUUUAACCUUCUAUAUAAGGUGAGCAAUAUACAUACCACG